AUGGUGGACAACUACCCGUUGGAGCUCGUCUCUGAUUUCUUCAAAGUCAUCCUCGGCAAUUUUUUCAGGAGUGGCCAACCCGACCGUGCGCAUCUACCCUUCCUGCAGGCGACUGCAGGACACCCUCCUUGCGGGCAGAGACAUCAAGGAGGGGUGAACUGCCCCGCGCCGCCGUUCGGCGCCGCCAAGGAGAUUGGUGGUCAGAGGUUCGACGUGGUGGUCAUCGCUACCGAGGCGAACUGCGUGUCCAAGGUGCUUCCGCGGGAGUGGACCACCAUCUUCGACGAGUUUCAGUACCACCCGAGCCACAUCUUUGUCCACCGGGACCCUUCCUUGAUGCCAGAGCAGAAGUCCGAAUGA
Messenger RNA from Prorocentrum cordatum, 360 nucleotides. The record is from the annotation of a GenBank genome assembly. Lineage: Eukaryota; Dinophyceae; Prorocentrales; Prorocentraceae.